Messenger RNA from Gongylonema pulchrum, 174 nucleotides. The record is from the annotation of a GenBank genome assembly. NCBI's taxonomy places the organism in Eukaryota, Metazoa, Nematoda, Chromadorea, Rhabditida, Gongylonematidae.
AUUGGCGUUGAUAGCCUCCGUCGGCAGGAUGUUUCGCCUGCAGCUGAUAAUGCUCCGAAAAGCAUGUACGAUGCGCCACUAGUGGAACAAACAGCGGCUACACUGGAUGACAAAGAAUUUGCAAAAGUAUGCCCAAUUUCUGGCCCAAAACAGAUCGAAAAAGGGGAACGAUAG